Messenger RNA from Linum trigynum, 366 nucleotides. The record is from the annotation of a GenBank genome assembly. NCBI's taxonomy places the organism in Eukaryota, Viridiplantae, Streptophyta, Magnoliopsida, Malpighiales, Linaceae.
AUGGGUUAUACAACCAGUUCUAUCGUAAAGACACGUCCAUCACCACCGUUUUCCCAGUCGCUACCGGCGGUGGAAACUCAAUCCUCUACAACCCUUCCUCCACCGCUCUCCUACGACGAGAAGAAAUACACCGAGCUAUUCCUCAAGGACCAAAUUCAAAUCUGGAUCUUCGUCGGCGGUUACAUCUCCAUCGCAAUAGUCUCCGCCAUCAUCCUACCUCGCAUUUUCCACCAGCUCAGCUGGUACCACAUCGUCGUCAUCUACACCAUCGCACCAGUCCUCGCAUUCUGCAAUGCAUACGGCCAGACUGGCCGAGUGAUUCUCCAUGGCAAGCAAGCUACUGAAUAUGGUGCCUCAAGCCAUUGA